CCUGCCAGAGGCCGGUUUCUCAGCUCUCAGAGAUCAAGAUGGCGAAGCUGCGGAGCUUCCUGUUGUUGCUGGGUUUGGCAGCAAUGGCGGCCAGUCAUCCCCUUGAAGAAGUCUAUUCCUGGAAACAGGUCGAUUACAAUUUCCCAAAUGACUCGGUGAGGCAAAAGUACAUCGCCACUGGAGAUUUCAUUCAGGAAAAUAAUCUUCCCCUGGGACUGAACAUCUGGAAGAACAAAAUGUUCAUCACGGUUCCCAGGUGGAAGAAGGGCAUUGCUGCGAACUUGAACUACUUCCUGAUGAACGAGACGAACUCUGCUGAUGCCAAGUCACCAAAGCUGACUCCGUACCCUGAUUGGGAGACGAAUGACAUUAAUUCCUCUUCCGAUUCGAAGAUCGUCAACUUCUUUCGAGUUAGAGUAGAUGCUUGUGACAGACUUUGGGGAGUGGACACUGGAGUGGAUGAUAUAGUUGGUGAUGGUACCUCAGUAAUCCCGAGCACUCUGGUCGUGUUUGAUUUGAACACGGAUAAGAUCAUCAGGCGGUACCCAUUGAAGGAUUCGGACAAGAAGCCAGAUUCCUUCUUCGCUGAUUUGGUGGUCGAUGUUGAUAGGGACGACUGCGAUAAUGCUCAUGCCUACAUCUCAGACAUUGCUGGAUAUGGCUUAGUUGUGUAUAGUUGGGCGAAGAACGACUCUUGGAGGGUGGAACACAACUAUUUCUACUUCGACCCUCUAAAUGGCGACUUUAAUGUCAGCGGCUUCAACUUCCAGUGGACCGAUGGAGUCUUCGGACUAUCCUUGUCCGGAUCUCAGAAAGAUGGCUCGAAAACUCUCUAUUUCCACGCCAUGUCUGGAAUCACGGAGUUCCUCGUGUCAACAGACAUCCUGAAGAACGAGACGCUCGCAACCACGGAUAACUAUUAUCACUUCCGCGUGGUUGGCGACAAAGGACCCAGAAGUCAGGGUCCAUCAUCCAUAAUUGACCCGGAAACUGGGAUUAACUAUUUCACUCAGGUUCAGAAAAAUGGAAUUGCCUGCUGGGACACUAACGAGCCGCUUAAUUCGGACACAUUGCGUCUGGUUGAUAAGGAGGACGUGAAGCUUCUGUUCCCGAAUGAUUUGACCAUUGAUAGAGACACCAGGAAGUUGUACGUCCUGGCAGAUAAUUUACCAACCUAUCUGCACUCCUUGCUGGACGUGACCAAGGAGAAUUUCUUCAUCACCGCAGCCAACCUGGACAUCUUGACGGAGCUUUGCAAGGGAAAAGGCCAACACUAGAUCUGUGGACUUCGUUCAUUCAAAGAUUCUCUAUUAAGCAGCAAGGUGCACGUUCAAUGCUGCAAAUUACUCGUUAAAUUCUCCUAUACAAUUUACUUUACAUCCUAUAACUAUCGAAAGUAAUAGCUUCGUAGUGUGUUACUUUGAAAAGGACACGAGUGUUGUACAAAAUGUCAAGGAUUUCGGAAUUAAAAGUGAUGUCCUCUCCUA
Molecule: messenger RNA, 1487 nt
Organism: Orussus abietinus
Lineage: Eukaryota; Metazoa; Arthropoda; Insecta; Hymenoptera; Orussidae
Gene: Y-f
Product: protein yellow
Exons: 6
Coding region: 39-1277 (412 amino acids)
Cellular component (GO): extracellular region
Source: RefSeq, a predicted model, not a curated record